AGUAUAAAAGUGAGGCUGUGGCAGAUUUCGCUGGCUUCCUCGGAGCCCACUUGCCUCUCAAAUCUGUGCUGUUAGAAACAUUUAUCCAAUAUUUUCUUUCAUACAGCAUGGCUACAUCGAGUUCAGUGAGCCAGCUCUAUAAAACUGUAGUAGAAGAUGUAAUCACCAAUGUAAAGGAAGCCUUCCUCGACGAGGGAGUAGAUGAACAGGUGCUCACAGAGUUAAGACAGCUAUGGGACACCAAGUUGACAUCCUCCAAGGCUCUAGAUGCACAGACUGCAGACCAAGACAUGCUUCCAAAAAUAUAUGUACCACAUCAGCAGCCACAAGUAAUGGUGACUGGCACGACGGCGGUGCCACAGGCCAUCCCGGUCCCUAUCCAGAUAGCAGCAGGAACAGGACAGGACAUGCUAAAGAGAAUUUCGAUUAGACCCCAAGGUGCAGCAGCUACAGCUACCAUGGCUCUGCCGCAGGGUCUGUUCCAUCACCAACUAGCAGCUCUCAACUCAGCUGGAAACACCAUCCUACAUACAGGUAACGGGCAGUACAUCCAGGUGUUAUCGCAGCAUCUCCAGCAGGCUCCUCAAGCCACAGCCAUCACCACGAUCCCCCAUCAAACCAUAAUUCAGAGUGGGCAAAUGCAAGGCCAGGUCCCAGGAAUGACCAACAUACAGAAUGUUCAGAUUGCGCCAGGACAGCAGAUACGAGCACAGAAUCCAAAUGGCCAGGGGAUGGUUCAACUGGACGGUGCUGGUGACACAAGUUCGUCUGAAGAUGAUGAAUACAACGAUGAUGACGACAAUGAUGACAAUGAUGAUGAAAACAAUGAAGAGGAAGAGCAGGGGGAGGAAGAGGAACCAUUGAACUCUGAAGAUGACGUGAGUGAGCAGGACCCAGACGAGUUGUUUGAUACAGACAAUGUGGUUGUCUGUCAGUAUGACAAGAUAAACCGCAACAAAAACAAGUGGAAGUUUCAUUUAAAGGAUGGCAUAAUGAAUCUCAAUGGUCGUGACUUUGUGUUCCAAAAGGCAACAGGUGAUGCUGAGUGGUAGUGAGAGCCUGUGAUUCCUCAUCUGUACAGUGACUGUAUAUACAGUGUACAUAUCAUAACCCUCACUCAGAUUGGAAGUCAGUGGCUGGUGGGAGGUUGUCCGGAUCUGCAAUAUUUCUACAUGUGUUUUUGGGCCUUAAAUGACACCGUGAGCUGAUGUAUUGACUUUACGGGACCUCAUUCAUUGAGUUCUGUCCCCCAGUGCUAUGAUCACAGCACAGAUUUGAUGUGAUGUUACAAUUAAUGAUUGAAGAAAUAUUCCGUUUGUAAUGAUUUUAUGCCUUGAUACAAACACUGAUAUUUUUGUACGGUGGAGUCGCCAUGAGACCAUGUUGGUGGUUCAUUACAGGAUGAUGUACAUACAUACCGAUGUUCCUGUAAUUUAACUUCAUGCUUAAUGACAUAAUGAUAAAACAUACCUGUAUCGGUGACCAUGACAUUGAGGUCCCAGGGUCAAGUAGGUCCCCAGUACACCAAGGUUGGUACCAUUUGGGAAGAGUUGUUCCAAGAGUAGGACCCUGGAGAUCCAUGUCCGUGUCGUCCAUGCACAGAUUAGGUUCCCAAGGAAUCCUCCUUUCAUAGGAUCCUGGGAAAGUGGAAGCCCCAGUAGACCAAGCUUUAGUACCAUUUGGGGAAAGUAGGACUGGAUUACUGUGUACUUGUCCAUGAGCAGAAUAGGUCCCUAGGGUAAAGCCUGGGGUAACUCAGUGAGAGUCAAAUUGCUGUGUUGAUGGUUGUGUGUCAUCCAAGCUUCACAGUGUGGAUGAGUGCCCUUGCAAUUGACCACUGAUUGCUCUGGGACAAAGUCUGUUAUUUUAUUUUAUUUUACGAUGAGUAUGUAUAUAUUUCAGAAAAAGGCUUUAUGUUUUGAAGGUUUUUGAAGUAGCCAAAGGCUAAAUUCAAUGCAUUUGAUCAAUUAUUUUUAAAGAUUGUCUUUUUCUUUUUCUUUUUUGGUAGUGUCAGCAUAUGUUUUUCUAAUCCUUAAACUUGAAUUGGCAGUGCAAAUUAGUAUUGAUUUAAGAAAGAAUAGGAAAUGUUGCCUAAUAUGCAGUCAUCAAUAUAGUUUUGGAAGUGUGGCAUUACACAUCACUCUCUCACUCUGAUAUGUGUUCCUUCAGUCAGAUUCAAGCCUUUCACUGUACUUCUAUUCUUUCAAUGGGCAGACUCCAUGCAUGAAAUCCAUAUUCAUUUUCGGCAUGUUUCCUGGUAGCUGAUCUGGUGUUGUCACGAUAAAAAACUAGUCCAUAUUAUUUCCACAUGGCCUGGAUAUCCAUACUGGUGUUGUAUGUUCAGCCAUAUGUUUGUGUGCAUCGCAAUGACAUGUAUAGUAAUGACAGCAUUGAACAUGACUAAUGUUGGUUGUCAAUAUCUGCAAACCUCCCUUCCAUUGUACAGUAGGGACGGUGGGGUAGCCUAGUGGUUAAAGUGUUGGCUCGUCACGGCGAAGACCCGGGUUCGAAUCCCCACAUGGGUACAAUGUGUGAAGCCCAUUUCUGGUGUCCCCCGCCGUGAUGUUGCUGGAAUAUUGCUAAAAGCAGCGUAAAACCAAACUCAGUCAGACAGUCCAUUGUACAGUAGUCACAUGGUAGGUCCAUUGAUCAUGGGUCAGAAUCAUUCUUAGUGUGUGAGCAUGGUUAUUAAAUCAAAUUAUCUGUUACAUCAGAAAGGGGUUUACGGUAUGACUGAACAUUUGAAACCGUUAUGGUUUAAAUCAAAAUGGUAAAUGAUGGGUUUGUUUGUACAUAGUAAAGGUUGGGGAAUGUAUAUUGUAUUGAUUUUAUUUAAUGAAAAGUGUCGGGAGAUGAGCGUUGUCAUGAUCCCUUUCAGUUUGUUGUUGAAUGCGUCCCUGAAGUUGUUGCACCUCGUGCAGUUUCAGGAGAGAUUGUCCAAAGAUGGCCAUUUGUAUAAAAGUUACGUGAAUGUUUAUGAUCUGUUCGAUCGCGAUGAAUGUAUGUUGUCUAUACUAUGUAAAUCAUUCAAAAUAUUGCUUCUAUUGUAAAGGUUCAGUGCGGUAGCCUAGUUGUUAAAGUGUUGGCUUCUCACGCUGAAGACCCAGGUUUGAUUCCCCACAUGGGUACAAUGUGUGAAGCCCAUUUCUGGUGUUACUCACUAUUAUUGUAAAGGCUUGUACAUUAGGUAUAACAUCCAGAUGCAGACAGUAUUGUUUCUGUCAAUGUUCCAAACAGGGAUUGACAAGUUAUUUGCAUAAAAAUACUACAUUCUGUGAGAAGACCCUUUUUACUAGUCUCAAGCGAACUGACUAUCGACCUUGCUGGUGAUUAAAAUUUUAUCUGUU
Haliotis rubra (blacklip abalone) is the source of this 3347-nucleotide messenger RNA. RefSeq names its product transcription initiation factor IIA subunit 1-like. Gene Ontology annotation, cellular component: transcription factor TFIIA complex. The transcript has 10 exons. The record is from RefSeq and is a predicted model, not a curated record. Bases 108 to 1052 code for a protein of 314 amino acids. NCBI's taxonomy places the organism in Eukaryota, Metazoa, Mollusca, Gastropoda, Lepetellida, Haliotidae. Gene Ontology annotation, biological process: transcription initiation at RNA polymerase II promoter; transcription by RNA polymerase II.